Messenger RNA from Truncatella angustata, 1014 nucleotides. RefSeq names its product P-loop containing nucleoside triphosphate hydrolase protein. The transcript has 4 exons. NCBI's taxonomy places the organism in Eukaryota, Fungi, Ascomycota, Sordariomycetes, Amphisphaeriales, Sporocadaceae. Bases 1 to 846 code for a protein of 281 amino acids. The record is from RefSeq and is a predicted model, not a curated record.
AUGGCACUGAAUCCAUUCUCAUCCAAACCUCCAACUGAUAUCUUUACUCGGCAAGAUAGCACAAUCGACCGUAGAGGAAAAUGUCGCACGGUGCCAAUGAGCGUCCUUGCGUUGGGCAUGGGUCGAACGGGAACAACAUCUCUUCGAGCAGCUUUAAAACGUCUAGGUUAUGAGGAUACCUACCAUAUGAUGAGCGCUAGUGUCGAGAACCCAUUGGAUUGUCUAUUAUGGCAACAAGCCUUCGCCGCCAAGUAUGAUGGCGUUGGAACUUUCGGUAGACGAGAGUGGGAUCAAUUGUUGGGUCAUUGCCAAGCGGUGUGUGACUGGCCCGCAAUUGCGUUCAGCGAAGAGCUUAUCGCUGCCUACCCCGAAGCCAAGGUCGUUCUCCCGUCACGCGAUGUUGACUCAUGGCAUGCCUCGGCCCUCAGCACGGUGUGGUGGCGCGUCACGGACCCCGAGCUCAAAUACGCCUCUUAUGUCGACUGGGCAGCCAGCAUGUACUACCCCAUGCUAAAAAGGUUCUUCGAUGUUUUCUUCGAUGGCGAUUUUCCAAAUCGCGGAAAAAGUAAAUAUCAGGAGCACUACGACAUGAUCCGAAAUAUUGUGCCGAAAGACAGGCUGCUGGAAUAUCAUGUCAAGGAAGGAUGGGGACCACUCUGUGAAUUUCUCGAUCGACCAAAGCCGAUGGAGAAGUUCCCAUGUGUGAACGAUACGGGAAGUUUCGUCUCACGUUGUCGUGCUCGGAACAGGAGACAGAUUGCAAACGGGCUAUUUCGAUAUCUGGUUCUUGGUUGUUGCUGUUGGGCUAUUGUUUCCAUGAUAUUCGCUUUCUUGGAGAGACGGUGAACAGUCACGAUGGAUAUGGAGGAUGGAGGCUGAAUCAUGUUGAGCUCUAGUUUAGCCGUAUACUACGCGGUAUUAGUGAAAGGUUAACAUCAAUCGAUUAACAUUGUCCCUGACGGUUUGAUAGACGACACAGUAGACUGUUGAAGUGAGGCGACAUGCAUAAAAUAU